AUAUUUCUUCUAUAAUACUUACCCUCCUUUGACACAUCCUUUUUUUUUUCAUGUAUAAAUACUAGCCAAAUCCAUAACAUAGCUAGCUUGUCAUAUUAAUCCUUAAUAAAUUAUAAUGGCUCCAACUAGUCCUUUAUGUUGCAUCUCCAACACUGUUUAUGUUAUGGGUUCUUCUACUAAGUUCGUCUCAAGCUUAAUUAUUCGACUACUUGAAAAGGGCUUCACCGUCCAUGCUGCUAUUCAAAAUCAUGGUGAUGAAAGUGAGUUGAUAUCAAAAUGUGACAAGAAGAGAUUGAAGGCUUUUUGUUUGGAUCUUUUUGAUUACCAUAGCAUAAUUGAUGCAUUGAAAGGGUGUUGUUGUCUUUUUUACUCCUUUGAGCCCCCCAAGGACCACUCAGCUACUUAUGAUUUAUGGUAUGCUUUAUCAAAAACACUAGCAGAGAGAACAGCAUGGGGUUUAGCUAUGGAUAGAGGCAUAAAGAUGGUGUCAAUAAACUCAGGAUUAUUAAUGGAUGAUGAUUUAAACAUAAAAAAUCCUUAUCUAAAAGGAGCUAAAGAGAUGUAUGAAAAUGGAGUCCUUGUGAGUGUUGAUGUUGAUUUCUUGGUGUAUGCACAUAUUUGUGUCUAUGAGGAUGUGUCAAGCUAUGGAAGAUAUUUGUGUUUUAAUCACAUCAUUAAUACAAUUAAUGAUGCUAUUAAUCUUGCCAAUAACUUCAACAUAUCCCCUUUGCCUUCUCCUCCUCCAAGUUUUGAGAAGGAUACAAAGAUAAUCCAACAGAGGAUAAGCAACAAGAAAUUGAACAAAAUUAUGAUCAAGAAGAUUGACGAUAUCUAAAAUUGAAGCUCAUAUUUAUCAAAGAUAUCAUAAAUAUUAUUGAAUUCACGAGAAUUAGAACAAUUGUAUGUUAGUUGAGAAAAAAAUGGUAAAUUACUAUAUGAAAAUUCCAAUAGUUUGUGGAAAAUCAAGAAGUCUUCUUAGUAGUUGUAACUCUAUUUAGUCAUAUUUUGUUUUUAAUAAUAAUAAACAUUAAUAUUUUCAUCGCUU
Messenger RNA from Solanum lycopersicum (tomato), 1045 nucleotides. NCBI's taxonomy places the organism in Eukaryota, Viridiplantae, Streptophyta, Magnoliopsida, Solanales, Solanaceae. The record is from RefSeq and is a predicted model, not a curated record.